Messenger RNA from Prorocentrum cordatum, 770 nucleotides. NCBI's taxonomy places the organism in Eukaryota, Dinophyceae, Prorocentrales, Prorocentraceae. The record is from the annotation of a GenBank genome assembly.
ACGGCCCUGGUGGACGAGGUGAAGGCCCUCUGCAGGACGGACCCGGCCGCCAAGGCGGCCUGGUGCGCCUGGUGCGACCACCCCCGCACCGGCACACGGGCGGCACGAGGGACCCCAACCGCCUGGACGCCGCGGCCCUCAGCGCCUUCCUCGCCGGCUACGCGGACGGCUCCCUGCGGGGCGAGGCGGCGUGCCCGCCCGGCGCGCCGGAGAGGUCAGGCACCGAGCUGGCGGCCCUGGCCGAGGCGGUGAAGGUCGGGCAGCGCUGCUCCCAGGAGUGGAAGAGCGCCUGGGUGCAGUUCUGCGGGUCCAGGGGCGAGAGGACUCGGGAGGAGGAAAGGGAGUUCCUGGUGUCCUACCUCGACUUCGUGGGCUCGGCCGCGGCGCGGCUGCUGCAGGCUGGCGGCGGCGCCGGCGGCGGCGGCCUCGGCUGGGGGCACCCGGCCCAGCCGCCCUUCGCGCAGGGGAAGCGCAGGGGCAAGCCCGGCAGGGGCGCGGUGGCCGGGCCGGCCUCCCCGCUGGGCGGCCCGCCCGCCAAGCGCCCGCGCAUCGGGGAGGUCGCGCCGCCGCCCGGCAGCCGGGCAGCGCAGCCGGUGCAGGGCCCGUGGGAGGAGGAGCUGGUCCGGAGGGUGAAGGCCUUGCAGAAGGCGGACCCGGGCGCGAACCAGUGGUGGAAGGAGUUCUGUGACGAGCACGCGAGCGGCACGUACGACCCGACGCGCCACACGGCGGACACGCUGGAGAUGUUCCUUGCGAGCACGGCUGGCUGA